Messenger RNA from Telopea speciosissima, 1015 nucleotides. RefSeq names its product 60S ribosomal protein L6. The record is from RefSeq and is a predicted model, not a curated record. Bases 88 to 789 code for a protein of 233 amino acids. Gene Ontology annotation, molecular function: structural constituent of ribosome; RNA binding. Gene Ontology annotation, biological process: cytoplasmic translation; ribosomal large subunit assembly. NCBI's taxonomy places the organism in Eukaryota, Viridiplantae, Streptophyta, Magnoliopsida, Proteales, Proteaceae. Gene Ontology annotation, cellular component: ribosome; cytosolic large ribosomal subunit. The transcript is spliced from 4 exons.
GAUUUAUCCUCUCGAUUACUCGUCAUUUCGCUCAACUUAGGGUUUGAGGAGCUUACACUUUUCAACAGGGACUUCGAAGCUUCAUCAAUGGCGCCGAAGGAGAGGAAGCCUAGAGUUACCAGAAACCCAGAUCUGAUACGCGGUGUGGGCAAGCACUCGCGAUCGAAGAUGUACCACAAGCGUGGUCUCUGGGCUAUCAAGGCUAAGAACGGCGGUGUCUUCCCCCGACACGAUGCUAAGCCGGCGGCACCAAAAGCAGAAGAAAAGCCUCCGAAGUUCUAUCCUGCUGAUGAUGUUAAAAAGCCCCUUGUUAACAAGCGUAAGCCUAAGCCUACUAAACUCAGGGCGAGCAUCACUCCUGGAACUGUUCUGAUCAUCCUCGCUGGGAGAUUUAAGGGGAAAAGAGUUGUUUUCCUGAAGCAACUUCCAUCUGGAUUACUUCUCGUUACUGGACCAUUCAAGAUUAAUGGUGUUCCUCUACGGCGUGUUAACCAGUCUUAUGUGAUUGCAACCUCCACCAAGGUUGACAUUGCUGGUGUUAACGUGGAGAAAUUUGAUGAUAAAUAUUUCUCCAAGGAAGUUCAAAAGAAGAAAAAGAAGGGAGAAGGUGAAUUCUUUGAAGCCGAAAAAGAGGAAAAGAAGACGCUUCCUCAGGAGAAAAAAGAUGACCAGAAAGCGGUAGAUGUUUCUUUGAUCGCUGCCAUUGAGGGAGUUCCAGACUUGAAGAUUUACUUGGCUGCGAGGUUCUCACUUAGCUCAGGCAUGAAACCUCAUGAGCUUGUCUUCUAGAGGGAACAAUUGCAACCCAUUACAUUAGGAUUGAUUUCCAGCCUACUUAAAGAGUAAUUUUUGUCGCCGGUAGUUAAGUUGUACUGUCUUGUUUUUGGACAUCGGGAGUUCAUAUUAGUGUUAGCCUUGCUUUUUGUAAUGGUUUACUUGAAUCAAUUCGAUCUUUGUUACGUUAACAUGGAGUGGAGUAUGCUAGCCUUCUAUGAAAUAUGUACUUUUUGAGAUU